Ostreobium quekettii is the source of this 1047-nucleotide messenger RNA. Lineage: Eukaryota; Viridiplantae; Chlorophyta; Ulvophyceae; Bryopsidales; Ostreobiaceae. The record is from the annotation of a GenBank genome assembly.
AUGGCUAUGUUGGGUGCAUUGAAACGACUGUCUUGGGAACUUCAUGAAUUGGACCUGGGACACGAGGUAGAGCGGAUACAAGGGCCCCCCACACCGGCAAACUUCCUUCGUGAAUACGUGUCUGCCAACAAGCCUUGCAUUUUCACAGGUUGUGUUGAGAGCUGGCAUGCGACAAACAAGUGGUCCCGUGACUAUCUGCUGGACAAGUGUGGGGACACGGCAGUGACCAUUGAUGUCACAUCGAAUGGACGGGGCGAUGCGGUGACGAUAGCAGAGAUGGAAGAUGGCAACACACUGGAGUGCUUUGCACAGCCCUGGCAGGAGAAGAUGAGUUUUGGUGAGUUUGUUUCUUACCUGGAGUCGAGCCGUGAGUCUACACCGCCCAUUGUACCAUAUCUUCAGAAACAGAACAACAACUUGCUUGAAGAAUUUCCCCAACUUCGUGGAGACAUUGAGGAUGCAGGCCCGCAUUGGGCGAUGGAAGCAUUUGGUGCUCCACCUGAUGCUGUGAACUUGUGGGUUGGCGAUGAGCGAAGUGUGACAUCUUUUCACAAAGACCACUAUGAGAACAUCUACGUCGUGAUUGCUGGCACAAAGACCUUCACACUCCUGCCACCAAGCAGUGUUUACCGCUUGCACCUUGGAACAUAUCCUGCCGCCUCCUACACGAGGGUCCCAAAAGGGGACCUGGUUGUUCAGCUGGAAGAGCCACCCCGUACUGUUGUGUGGAGCCCUGUGGAGCUACCUUCCAGUGAGCCAGGAAGCCCUUCGGCAGCCACUGCUGCCAAUCGGUGGCCGCUCUUUUUCGCUGAGGACCUGCCAGGGCCGAUGCGCUGCGAAGUGAGGGCUGGGGAAGUGCUGUACCUACCCAGCCUGUGGCACCACCAUGUCACGCAGACCGCCAACGAUGAGGGAUGGGUGGUGGCUGUCAAUUUUUGGUAUGACAUGAAAUUCGAUGCUAAAUACGCUUAUCUCAAGUUGGUUGAGGAUCUUGCGGCACAGGCAGGCUUGGGGCCCUCAACCAUGCAAGGAUGUUCGGAUGGCUGA